AUAUCGCGAGACGUAAUAUAACACGUGUGGGACAACAUGGCGGCUUCCUAAAACUUGCAUGCGGCAUUUUUGUACACUUCAAAAAUUUCUGUGUAUACGUGAAGUUUGAAAUAUAUUUAAAUAAAAUUACAGCUGGUGAGGAAUUAAAUUAUCUCUUACGGUGUAUCCCGGACUAAACCGAAACAUCCACGAUGCAACACGACGAUGUAAUAUGGGACCUGAUCGGAAAUAAACAGUUUUGUUCUUACAAAGUAAAAACGAAAACGAAGAAUUUCUGCCGGAAUGAGUACAACAGCACGGGUCUCUGCAACCGGCAGUCCUGUCCUCUGUCCAACAGUCAAUACGCCACAGUCAGAGAGGAAAAGGGUCGGUGUUUCCUCUACAUAAAGGUGAUCGAAAGAGCGGCGUUUCCGGCACGCAUGUGGGAGAAGGUGAAGCUGAAUCAGAACUAUGAGAGAGCCCUGCAGGAGAUCGACGAGAACCUCAUCUACUGGCCACGUUAUAUCCGGCACAAGUGCAAACAGCGUUUCACCAAAAUCACACAGUACCUCAUCCGCAUCCGCAAGCUCACGCUGAAGAGACAGAGGAAACUCGUUCCACUGAGCCGGAAAGUCGAGAGGAGGGAAAGAAGGAGAGAGGAAAAAGCCCUGGUCGCUGCUCAGGUGGAGAACGCCAUCGAGAAAGAGCUUCUGGAGAGGUUAAAACAGGGAACGUACGGAGACAUCUACAACUUCCCCAUCCACGCCUUCGAUAAAGCUCUGGAGAAACAGGACGCAGAGAGUGAGACGGAAGAGGAGGAGGAGGAGGAUGAAGAGGAUGAGGAGGAGGAGGAGGCAGGGAAGAGAGAAUUUGUGGCAGAUGAAGAGUUUGAAGAAAGCGACAUCAGUGAUUUUGAGGAUAUGAACAACUUAAAGGCCAGCGAUGAUGAAGACGAAGAGGAAGAAGACGGUUCAAGCGAGGAGGAGGAGGAAUCGGAAGAGGAAAUGGAGGCGGAGGAAGAGGAAGAGUCCAGAGUCAAGUCGAAAGGAAAGACUCCGCUGAAGGGACCAGCGAGGAAGAAACGAGCGUACGUGGAGAUCGAGUACGAGCAAGAGACGGAACCGGCGGCCAAGAGCAAGGCCUCAUAGAGACUCUAUACACACUCACACUCACACAAACACACUUCCAAACUGUGGGCAAUCGCUCAACACUUCUAAGCAAAGCAGAGUGACUUUGUGUUUCCGUGUGUGGAGACGAUUUAAAAACUUAUUCUUUGUGUACAAUUUUU
Hemibagrus wyckioides is the source of this 1267-nucleotide messenger RNA. RefSeq names its product MAK16 homolog (S. cerevisiae) (gene mak16). Gene Ontology annotation, cellular component: nucleolus; preribosome, large subunit precursor. NCBI's taxonomy places the organism in Eukaryota, Metazoa, Chordata, Actinopteri, Siluriformes, Bagridae. The coding region runs from base 192 to 1127 and encodes 311 amino acids. The transcript is spliced from 10 exons. The record is from RefSeq and is a predicted model, not a curated record. Gene Ontology annotation, biological process: maturation of LSU-rRNA; maturation of 5.8S rRNA.